Moneuplotes crassus is the source of this 1429-nucleotide messenger RNA. The record is from the annotation of a GenBank genome assembly. Lineage: Eukaryota; Ciliophora; Spirotrichea; Euplotida; Euplotidae.
CAAAACAUGCAAUUCUUGAACGGAGACCAGUACAGACUCUUUAUUUUGCUUAUAAUAUACAUAAUCCAAGGAAUUCCUGUCGGAUUCUUGCUAGGUACAAUGAGAAUAAUACUAAAGAAGCAUUACUCUUACACGGAUGUAGGGAUCCUUACCUUCUCCUCGAUUCCUUUCAAGAUCAAGUUCUUGAUGGCUCCUGUUGUGGAUUCUGUGUACUGGAGUUCUCUUGGUAAGAGAAGGACCUGGAUUAUCCCAACUCAGCUUCUAGCAGCAAUAUUCUUUGUGACGAUGGACAUUGAUAUGAUUGUGACAAAUUACUCUGUCUACGUAGUUACUUUUGCCUUCGGAGUAAUUUUCUUGUGUUUAGCACUCCAAGAUAUUGCUGCUGACGCAUGGGCAGUAACUAUUGUGAAGGAAGAGAGUCUUGGAUACUCUUGAACAGCUCAAAACGUUGGGCUUUCUAUGGGGUCGUUUAUUUCAACUACUGUGUACUUAGCAUUUAACUCUACUUCGUUCUGUAAUUCCUAUAUAAGGCCUUGGUAUGUUGAGCCUGAAUUAUUGAGUUUGGAAGAAGGACUUUACUCUCAACCAAUUCUUAAUGAAACCAAUUUCAUGUAUGGUUGGGGGAUCUUUACACUACUUGCAUCUCUCUACAUUCUAGCUUUCCAUAACGAGAAGGAUGAUAGAGUUAAAUCUGAGAAUAAGCAAACUCUUAGUGUUUACGAAACAUUUAAGCUUGCAAUCAAACUAAUUGUGAACAAAAACAUGUUGUAUUUAAUUUUCUUCUGGGUGGUCACAAAGUUAUUUCUAGAAUUUUCCAAUGCAUCGAAUUUGUAUCUGUUAGAGGAGAAAAGAUAUGACCAAGCCAAGUACUCCAUGAUUAGUGGAAUUUCUUUUCCUGUAAGAAUAAUAACCUUUGCUUUGGUUACAAAGAAGGUGUAUGAUAAUCCAUUCAAGGCCGGCUAUUUCAUCUUAUUUGCCAAAGUUAUCAUUGACUUACUAUCAGUGAACCUCCUUCUGUGGAACUAUGAUGCAAUUCAAGAGUAUGACUCUCGAAUAUUUGACAUUAGCUUGGUUUUAGUGACAAUCUCAGAGGCAAUAAUAUUUGCAGUAACUUUCAGCGCGACUGGUGCAACUUACAACAAAAUGUGCACACCUCUUUAUGCUGGGACUCAUAUAACGAUCUUUACAUCCAUAUCGAACUUAUCUCGGAUGGUGCCUGUUCUGUAUAGUUACAAAUUGAUAGAUGCUUACGGGCUGUUCUAUCCGACUUUGUUAGGAAGCCUGGCAACACUUGUUAUACUCUUACUAGUGAAGCCAAUUGUAGGUAUUUUGGAGAAAACGAAACGAGAGGAUUUUGAUGUGGAAGAAAAGGUUGAAAACAAGGAAAAGGAGGAAUAAUUAGAUGAAAAUAAUGUUUUCAGAGGUGUUG